AUGAUUUCAGUUUACACUAUACAUGUUGUUAUAAAGCUAUUUCUUUUUUUCAGAACUAUGGAUUGGAAAAAGCGGAAAUUUCCGCUUAAACUGCAAGUGGAUGAUAUUGAAGAAGCUUUGAAGGAGAGAAAAUUUUUAGUGGUUUCAUUCUUUGGGAAAACUGCUUAUUCAGCCAGAUCAAAUAAAGGUCUGUACAUUGAUGAAUGUACGGGAGGAUCAGAUUACUCCAGUAGUGAAGGAUCGGAUAGAUCUGAGAUUGAGAUGACAGUAGACAAGGAUAGAGAUGUGGUGUUCCUGCACAUGCGCAGCUGCAUGGACGCAUUCACUAUGGCGGAGAAGUGUAAGAGGUUUGAGGAAGGAUUACUGAGUAAGGGAUUACUAAGCUUCUGGUCUAGUAAACGUUAUGAGUAUGCUAAAGCUCUUCUUUUCCUAUUCCAGGUUUCCCACAUUCUGGUGUGUGUUCAGCCUGGUCAUACUGUGGAUAUAUCCUAUGUCCAUCUGUUCAAGUCCUUGGACAAUCUUCGCAACAAACUUCAGGGUGCAGUGGCAAAACAGAUUCGAGAUAUUCCAGGCUUAAACAGGGAUUGGAUAAAGCAGGGUCGACUUGGUUCUCCAAGGGUCCUUUUUCUCUUCCUCUCCGCACCAAUAUCCCUUAGAGGAACAAGAGGAUUCAGAGAUGACCGGAAAGAUACGAAGCCAAACAAGAAUCCUCCAAUUAAACGUCUUGAAAUCUCUCUUGAGGAUCAGAUCUACAGAAUAUUCAGAAAAUCUAGAAUAAUAACAAACAUUGCGGCAAACUCACUUUUUGCGCUUCCGUCCAACUCUGAGUUUGUGUACGUUGAAACAGGGGAGUCUGGAUGUAAGAUGGACCCCUGUACUGCAAUGAUGAACACCUGCUACUCCUUCAUAAACGGGGAGACUAAGGACCAGUUCAUGUUCUCAGGACCUUUCUACUCCCAGUUUGAGGUUGAAGAAAACCAAAGCCGUCGAGGUUUUGCUAACUUUUUGAACCAGCACAUCAAUCAGGCAUUUCAGAAAGGUUUCUAUGACAACGUGAGUAAGUAUAACUCUGGCGGUGUUCCCAGUCUUUGGGAGAUUCCCACGCUCUCACAUUGGAUCCAGGUGGCUGAUUGUCUCUUUAAGUUUUUUACCGAAACUUUAACUUCUGCAGAAGGAUUUGAUAAUUCCCACGCCAUGUGUGAUCUUCGUGAUGAUUUGGAGAUAGAAACCAUUUUCUCAGAACUCAGGUGUAAGAAAAUUCUACCUCAGGCUGUAUCUGUUUAUGAAGAGGGUUUACCUCCUUUCUUCAAUGCAGAAUAUCAUAACGCUAAACUUCUACAAGCACUCUCUGUAUUUAGUAUGCAGGCGAGGGGCCCUGCGGCGGAGAGGUUUGGUGAGAAACUAGCGGCGGAGUGUACUGAUAUUUGGCGGAAUGGGCGAAUGAGGUGUGAAGAGAUCAGUCUGACCGGAAACCUCUGCUCUAACAGGAAACAUGUUCUUCCUGGACAGGAACCACUACAGGUUUUGUUCAGUUUGAGGAACUAUGAUUUUCAGGAUUUGGAACACAUUCCUUUCCCUGUCUUUUCUAGUCAUAUUUCAUCAGAGUUACUUGAAACCACACACAUGGUUGAUGACACAAAGCAUGCUGAUGAUCUUUACCAUAGAGAUGAGGUUUUAAGUCAAGGCAAGGAAAACUCCGACGUGAUGGAAACUGCAAAAUUACUUAAGGCAUUCAAGCUUGGGCAAAGUAAGUUCGAGCUGGAUCAAAAGGAGGAUAAACUGGUGGAGGUUGAAGAGCAGGAGAAGGUUCAUGAAAAGGAUCAGGAGUUGGGGGAUGUUAAUGAGCUGCCAAUUGAAGGUGCUCCAAAAUCUAAUUUUACUGAUAACAAAUCUUCUGCAUUAGAUUCUGAAAUUAAAGAUUCUAUAAAUGAAUCUGCUUCUGGUGAUACAUUUGACGUAUCUGGUGUUGGAAGUGUCGAAGUUGUUGAUGAUGUUGAUGAUGUUGCUGAUGAAGGCCUGGAGGGUUCUGAACCAGGACUCACAAACCCUGCUCUUAGUUCUCUAAUGGAAGGAGAGACAAGUUCUCGAUCUUCAUGUACUCCAACUAUACAAGAUGAAACUGAUUUUAUCCUUGAGGUUCUAGAGAACAUACAUAUAGAUGGAGCUCAGACAAAUCAAACAGCCAAGGUUGAGAGUCUUCUAAGCAGGAGCAGUACUCAGUUUUUAACUCACAUGAAAACUUUGACAUCUAAUCCAGGCUUGAAACCUGAGUUUAGCUCCUGGAGUUUAAUCCUGAUGGGAUCUAGUCACUCCUACUCCCACUCUGCUGGGUUGGGAGCAAUGCCAGGGUUCAUGUCUAGCUCCAAGUUCCUUCUGCCCUGGGAGGUCCCACUCACAAAGGCAACUGAGGAAGAGCUGGCCAGUAAGUGGAGUCAUGUACUUGAGUAUGCUGCUAGGAGAGCAACUCUGCUCAAUGACGAACAGAAGGAAAAGAUCACGGUUAAGGUCUUUCUAGGGUUUGAAUACGAAUGUCCUAGAGGGCAUAGGUUUAUGGUAUCUGCUCCUGAUAAACCAAUGAAGAGCUCCAGUACGCUACGCGAAGCUGCUCAGCGUCUUGUUACUAGUGAUAUGCCCCUGUACAUGGCUUGUCCUUGCAGGGCUAAGUCUCCACCAGUUGCCCAACUUAUGAGGAUUCAUAUUGUUACUCCAAAAGCUCCUGUUUAUAUAACCCUGUUCCCUCAGGUUCAGCCUGUAGCUGGAGGACCUGUAUUUGUAUCUGGUUGGGAUACCCCUACUAGGUUAAGUAUUGGAAGCUACUGGGUGCUGCGUUUACCCUAUGUGUACUGGGGAGAAGGUGGAGCCCAUCUUCCUCCUCUCAUCCCUCCACCUCGAGACCAACCUUACGGAGUACUCAUCAAAGGUUGUAUUUCCGUGGAUGAAAAUUUUACUGACAGUUGAAAGAAUUGUAUCAGCUCCCGCAAAUAUUAUUUAAAUCUGAUUAAAUGGACGUAGUUUGAUCAACUACAAUCAGAUGAACAAACAAAAGAUGGAGAAUCAACAGAACCUCACGGGAUAUUUUUGUUGGUUUGUGUUGAUGUGAAACUGCAGAUGUAAUCACCUUCAUUCUAUUCUUUUCA
Molecule: messenger RNA, 3137 nt
Organism: Eurytemora carolleeae
Lineage: Eukaryota; Metazoa; Arthropoda; Copepoda; Calanoida; Temoridae
Product: protein SMG8
Exons: 30
Coding region: 1-2958 (985 amino acids)
Biological process (GO): nuclear-transcribed mRNA catabolic process, nonsense-mediated decay
Source: RefSeq, a predicted model, not a curated record